This is a messenger RNA of Diceros bicornis minor, 1571 nucleotides long. Its product is annotated as membrane cofactor protein-like. The record is from RefSeq and is a predicted model, not a curated record. Gene Ontology annotation, cellular component: cell surface. Lineage: Eukaryota; Metazoa; Chordata; Mammalia; Perissodactyla; Rhinocerotidae. The transcript is spliced from 12 exons. Gene Ontology annotation, biological process: negative regulation of complement activation, classical pathway. Bases 128 to 1246 code for a protein of 372 amino acids.
UAGAGGCCACGCCCACCUGCCGUUCCGCGCUGGACUCUGUGCGAGUGUGGGAAUUGUUGCGUCCGGUGACCAGACUCCAGAAGGUCCGCUCCGUCGUCUCUCAGGAAUCCCGCGGAUCUCCCCGAAAAUGACGGCGUCUUGUGCGCCGCGCACGGCGCCUCCCUGCCGCCCCGAGAGCCACUUCUCUUCUCUGGGCCUCGUUGGGGUCCUUUUGGGGGCCCUAGUGCUCCUGCUGCCCGUGUUCUCCGAUGCCUGUGGUGAUCCGCCAAGAUUCAAUUCUAUGAGGGUGAGGGGUGUUGCUCAAUCUUCUUAUAGGCCUGGAGACACAAUAGAAUAUGAGUGUCGUCUAGGAUACACGCUCAAGAGACCUCCUCUUGCCACCUCUACUGUCUGUCAGCCUGAUAACACAUGGACGCCUCUCCAGGAGGCUUGUACAAGAAAAUUGUGUUUACAACCAGGAGAACCCAUAAAUGGAGAAGUAAGAUAUGUAAAUGGAACUUUGGAGUUUGGUUCACAGAUUCACUAUGCUUGUAAUGAGGGUUUUAACUUAAUUGGACAAAAAAUUCUAUAUUGUGAACUUGUUGGAGAAACUGUGAAUUGGAGUGACAAUCCCCCAUUAUGUCAAGUGAUGUCUUGUAGCCCACCUCCAAAAAUACAAAAUGGAAAAUACACCAGAAGUGACCAGGAGGAAUUUAGCUACAAUGAUGUAGUAACUUAUAGUUGUGAUCCUUCCAAUGGACCAGAUGAAUAUUCACUUGUUGGAGAGAGCAGGCUCGUUUGUUCUGGGAAUGACAAAUGGAGUAGUGACCCUCCUGAGUGUAAAGUGGUCAAAUGUGAACAUCCAUUACUCGAAAAUGGAAGACUGGUAUCAGGAUUUGGAAAAAAAUUUUACUACAAAGCAACGGUUGUAUUUGAAUGCGAAGAGGGUUUUUACCUCAGUGGCAGCAACACAGUGGUCUGUGGUGCUAACAGUACUUGGGAGCCUGCGAUGCCAACGUGCAUUAAAGUGUCAACUCUUCCCAGUACAAAACCUCCAGUUUCCAGUGUCUCAGUGUCGACUCUUCCCAGUACAAAACCUCCAGUUUCCAGUGUCUCAGUGUCGACUCUUCACAGUAGAAAACCUCCGAAGUGCAGUGUGUCAGGACAUCCCAGUUCCGGUGAUGAAUCACCACCACUUAAAAACGUGAAAACUUUAGGUGGAGGAAUCAUUGCUCUGAUUGUUGUUACUUUGUUGGCAUCGCAGUAAUUGGCACCUGCCUGUACAAAUUUCUGCACACCGGGAAGAGAGGGUAAAUUAAAGCUUGCUUCUUCUAACUUAUUGGUUCUUCUCAUUCUUGACAUACUUUUGUGCAGCUUUUGUUUGUACUCCAUAUUGCAGGCCUUCUUUUUUAAAAAUGUGCCUAUGGGGCUGGUCCAGUGGCACAGUGGUUAAGUUCGCUCGCUCUGCUUCUGCGGCCCGGGAUUCACAGGUCGUGAUCCUGGCCACAGGCCUGCACACCAUUUAUCAAACCAUGCUGUGGCAGGUGUCCUUCAUGUAAAGUAGAGGAAGAUGGGCGCAGAUGUUAGCCCAG